This is a messenger RNA of Entelurus aequoreus (snake pipefish), 5079 nucleotides long. It is a transcript of the gene akap12b, whose product is annotated as A kinase (PRKA) anchor protein 12b. Bases 113 to 4000 code for a protein of 1295 amino acids. Gene Ontology annotation, biological process: signal transduction; regulation of protein kinase C signaling. The record is from RefSeq and is a predicted model, not a curated record. Gene Ontology annotation, cellular component: cytoplasm. Lineage: Eukaryota; Metazoa; Chordata; Actinopteri; Syngnathiformes; Syngnathidae. The transcript is spliced from 4 exons. Gene Ontology annotation, molecular function: calmodulin binding; protein kinase A binding.
UUCAGCACCUCAGCCAGCUCGCAGCCAGUUGAAGAGGCUUUCAUUAGUGCAGUGGCCGGAUACCGACCCGAUCUCCGCAGGCAAGCCGCACUCCAGGCACCGUCGCUCGGCCAUGGGAGCAGAGAGCUCAGCGCAGCAGGACGCCCCGAGCGUGGAGGAGGCUACCUCGGCCUCAGCGUCACCCACAGCCGGGGAGCUGGGCGCGGAGGUGAAGGUGCUCCAAGAGGAGGGAGGAGGAGGAGGCGUCCUCGAUAACAAGCCCCUGCAGAAGAAUGGACAAAUCUCCAGUCUGACAAGUUUGAAUGGACACUCAGAGGACAACACACUGGCAGAAGUUGGCCAGCCUGAUGGUGUGUCCGUGGCUCAGAAGGAGGACGCUCCCGAUACAAUGGAGACCAUUACAGACGAGCAGGCUCCUCAAGUGAAUGGCGAAAAAGUGGAGAAGGAGUCUCCCAACGCCAAUGACAUCACUCCCAUCGAGGAGAAGGCGGCAGAGGAAAAACCCAACGAGACCAGCGAGGUGGGCUUCAAGAAGAUGUUCCGCUUCGUGGGGUUCAAGUUCACCCUGAAGAAGGACAAGAGCGAGGAAAAAGACUCUGUGAAGCUGCUGAAUGUGAGAGAUAAGGAUAGCGAUGAGGUCAAUGGGAUCGAUGAACCUGCAAAGGUGGAGGCUGCUGAGGCGGAUGAAAAAGAGGGCAACAUAGAGGUACCCACCGCUGAGGCUGAAGUCACUAAAGAUACCGACAAUGCAGAAACACCAAAUGGUCCUGCAGAGACUGCAGAAAUGACAGAUGAAGCAGUCAAAGAGGAAGAAGCUGAGAAAGAAGGUGAUGCCAGUCCUGCCCAGGAGGCCACCGUGUCCCCUUUCAGGAAGCUCUUCAGCACAGGCCUCUUCUCUAACCUGCGAAAGAAGUCGAGCAUUAAGAAAACAAAAGAGGAGGAAGACAAGGAGGUUGCUGGAGAAGAAGAUGCUGUUAAAAGUGAGGAAACCACUGCUGACGAUAAGGAAGAGAAGGGAGAGAAGGAGCAAGAAACCAACAAGGAAACACCAACAACUCCAGAGGAGGAAAACCCCAAGAAAGAGGCCACCCCAACAGCUGAAGAGGCUAAACCAGAGCCUGAAGUCACAGCUGAAAGCCCUUCCGUAUGUUCUGACGAGACAAAGCCAGAAGAAGAAAAAGCUUCAACAGAGGUAACCUCCGACUCUGAGCUCCAGACUUCACAGGAGAAAGUAAAGCCCCACGGAAGCCCACUGAAAAAGCUUUUUGCUGGCGCUGGCUUGAAAAAACUCUCCACUAAGAAACAGAAGAGCAAGAAAGAUACUGAGGCAAAGGUGACUGAGUCUGGAGAUCAGGGAACUGAGAAACUUCAGUCCUCCUCUGAGUCUACAGAGUCUGCAGCUAAAGCCGACAGUGGACCAUCAACACCAGAGGAAUCAGGAGAAUAUGCUAUUGAAACAGAGGCUGCCCAGGCUGAGUCCACCAAAGAAUCAGAAGGUGAAGUAGCUUCAGAUGGAGAGAAGAAAAAGGAGGGCAUCAUCGCCUGGUCAUCCUUCAAAAAACUAGUGACACCCAAGAAGCGUGUUAAAAGACCUUCUGAGAGUGAUGAUGAGGCCACAAGUGACAAAGCAGCCAAAUCUGCAACAUUGUCUUCUUCUGAAAGUGCUCCACUAGCAGAUAAGAGCGUGGAGGAAGAAGUUAAAGAGGAUAAACUCUCCGAGGAAGAGUUGAAGUUGGAAAACACAGAGAAACUGGUCAGCAGCACAGAGGAGCCCAAAAAGAAAAUGGACACCUCUGUUUCCUGGGAAGCACUGAUGUGUAUGGGUGGACCCAAAAAGAGGACCAGGAAGACAUCUGAUUCUGAUGAUGAGGAAACCAAGAUUGAUGAGGAGGGUGCUGCACCAGCUCCAGUAGAUGAGGACAAGGAGGACAAAACUGAGACAGCUGUGGAGAACCCUGAAAAUGUUGAAAGUGAAGAUGAAGCUGCUUCUUCUCCAGAACCACUUAGCAGCCCCCCCGAGAGAGAGUCUACCUGGGACACUUUGAAACGCAUGGUUAUGCCAAAGAGUAAGGUUAAAGUUGAGGAGAAGGUAGAGCAGAGCACAGAGCAGGUUGAGCCUGAAAGUGAUGCACCAAAUGAGGAGUCAUCCUUUUCUUUGAGGAAGCUUUUCCCUGGUCUCAGGAAGAAGAAGGUAGAAAAACAAGCUUCCACUGAGUGCGAGGAUGACACCCCAGCCGUUGUUCCUCUCUCAGAGUUUGAUACACAACCAGAAGAAGUCCAGGAGCAACCAGCAGAGGAAGCCACAACUGUAUGUCAAGUCUCCUCCAAGGAGAGAGCCCCAUCGUGGAUCCCAGCUUCAGUAGAACAUGCUGAUCAGCUGAGUGACAUCACAGAGGAAGCUGCCACGCCCAAGUCUGUUGACACUGAUAUUGCAGACGACGACACUGAGGACCAACCCACACUGCCCUCCAAAGCCACAGGGCGGCGAUUAUCCACAGCUGAAGUCGCAAAGAUUCCUCCCCCAGAAACUGCCCAUGAUCCUCAAGAACUCACGUCGGAAAAUGCAGAGGAAUUAAUUUCAGGUAUUGAGGCUGAAAUCAGUGAAAUUGCACCUGAGAGAACUGUGAUCAGUGAAGAUGUACCAGCAGAAGUUGCUUCAGAAAAAACUGAAUUUGAACCAACGAUUGAGCAUGCUGACGCCAAGACCAACACCCUCCUGGAGCCACACGGCCAUGACGAGGCUAUGGCCAUCUGCACUGGCCUGGGAACUAAGGAGAUUGCCAAGGUGGCACUCGAGAAACCGGCCCUGCCUAUCAUGGAAUGUGUUACUGUGGUAAGCGAUGCUCUUGGCACAGAGAGCUCACUUGAAGAAGCUUCUCUCAAAGUAGAGGAGGCUGUUGUUACACAAGAUGCGCUAUUGAAUGCCCAAGUCCAACAAGUGAACAACGCAGAGAUUGAGCCUGUUGAGAGUCCUCAAAUAGAAAUCCCCAACAAUCAAACAGCUAGUGAAAGCUGUGAACCUGAGCCUCUAAACGUUGGUAUUGUCACCUCUCUUGUGAAGCCACAAUUCAUCCAGACCACCAUCUCUACUGACGACGCUCUUAUCAGUACUGUUACACCUGUGGUUGAAAUUCCUGUCUGCACCCAGAACGGAGAAGUCACUGAGCUGAGUGUGGAAACCAACAUAGAAACUAUAGACAUGGCACAACAAAUUAAAAGUGAAGUCGUAGCCGCAAGUGAGGAAGUUUGUGUCAUCAAAGAGUCCAUUGUCCUUAUCAGCCCGCCAAGUGCGAACCAAGAGGAAACUGUGCCCCUGACAGAGGACACCAGUAAAAUUGAGGCCCAAAGUAUGGUCAUUGCCCAGACCGUCAUUCAGGAUGCUAUGGAUAAAGUUGCAGAACAACCAAGCACCCCAAAAGCCUCGACUCCAACUCAAGUCCAGGCAGUCGCAACUAUGGAAAAGGAGAUCGAAAUCCAGAUGGAGACCCUCAUCACUGACAUGCCAGUCCCUAUCACCUGUGAAAAAAAAGCACGGAAGCCAAUUUUCGUUGCCACGGAAUGUGAAGCAAUUCCAAUAGAAGUUGCAGAGACCCUUGAUACCUCCGUGGAUAAGAAACCACAGGUUGGUUUGAAGAAAGCCGAAGAAGUAAGUGCAGAAACCGUCAUGGAAGAAGUCGCAGAGAAACGACAAAGCAAUGACAAACUAAACGUGGUGAAGGAGGAAGAGGAACCAGAGGAGAGAGAAAGGCACCUCCCCAAGCAGGUGGUCCUGCACUCUGCGCAGGUGGUGGAGGAAGUGUCCAUCGAGGAGGAGGCGGUGGAGGAGUUCAACACCAAACGCCCCGUGGACGCACAGGGAGACAACCAAAGGGUGACGGAAGAGGCGGAGACUACGACGACGGCAAAGUGCGCAGAGGUGAUGGCGCAGGUGAUAGAGGUGAUUGAGGAGGCUGUAAAGGAGAUCGAGCCCGUGUCCACAGAGAUCAUGCCAGUAUCGUGAGCAGAUGAUGUGAACCGCUGCCUGGGAGACGAGAGGAGAGUGACGAGGAAGAGAGGAUGCUCGGUGCUAGCAGACACUGAGACGCUGAGACUGGGCUCCACACCUUCCUGCCGCGAGAGAGAGACUGUGUAAUCCUCUCAUCCAUCCAUGCAUUUCAUCCAUCCAUCCAUCCCCCCAUCCACCCAGCAACCAGCAGUCUCAAUGACCCCUUUUAUUGCUGGCAUGAUGCAAGCAUCCCCCACCUGGACGAGUGUUCACCUGCGCAUGUGUGUGUGUGUGUGUAAGUGAGUGUGUGUGCAGGUGCGAGAGUAUCUCAGCAGGUAAACAGAUGGAGGAUUAUUCUCUUGUAUAUUGUAUUUAUAUCGCCAAUAUUCUUUCAAUAGCCUUUUAUUUUUUGCAUUUCGAGCCCAAUUUUUUUUGGUUUUCUUCCAAAUAGAAAAUUCAGACAACGAGAACAACAUGAGAUUACCAAAGCAAAUUUUGUGCAAGAGCGCUUUUGAAGGGUCUUGUAGCAGCCAUGAUACAAACUGUUCCCCGGACUGCAAAAUAUCCAAAUUACAGCGUUUUUGGGGGGGUCCUCUCUUUACUUUUUAAUGUAUAUAAGAAACACAUAAGCUGUCUAAUUUACUGUGAAACGACUAAUUAUUUCUUGUAAUAACAUAAAAUGCUAUCAUAUCAUUGAGGCUUCAUUCUGUAAAAUGGCGCCCUCCGAUGGCUGUAGAAGGUAGUGCGUUAACAGGUCUUUAUGCUAUUUUUUCAUCAAAACACACAUUUUUACCAAGAAAAUAAUCAAUGGCUGCAUCACUACUUGAUUUUUGUACCAAAUAAAUCAAAGUGUAUUGACUUAGUGGAUCUCUGCAACGUUCAGCUUUUUGUAACACUUUAACCGUGGAGCUUGUUAACAUUUGUACAGAUGAUGUAUGUCCUUGUACUGUUAGAACUCAUCUCCUUCCGACAGGCGUUCAACUCUAAUAUUCAUCCAAGCAUGGUUUUAACUGUCUUUUAUAUGUCCAAGCUGUUAAUAGUAACGAUGCACAAACAUGUCUAUAUUUCAUUCAAUAAAGUUAGAGAAGGGAGGA